AUGUUUGCCGUCCCAUCGAUCGCAGCCCCCGGCUCAUCUAGCACCGCACAACCAGAGAAGCAAGCUGCUGCGGCGGAAGUGUCGACGGACGACCAGACCGCCGCUGAGGCCCCCUUGCACUCGGUUGCCGGUAUUGUCCCAACACUCCAAAACAUUGUCGCCACCGUCAACCUGGAUUGUCGCUUGGAUUUGAAGACAAUCGCCUUGCACGCUCGUAAUGCAGAGUACAACCCCAAGCGUUUCGCUGCUGUGAUCAUGAGAAUUCGUGACCCUAAGACGACAGCUUUGAUCUUUGCCUCCGGCAAGAUGGUCGUUACGGGAGCAAAGUCUGAGGACGACUCCAAGCUGGCCUCGCGCAAGUACGCUCGUAUCAUCCAAAAGUUGGGCUUCCCUGCAAAGUUCACAGACUUCAAGAUCCAGAACAUUGUCGGUUCCUGUGAUGUCAAGUUCCCUAUCCGUCUCGAAGGAUUGGCCUAUGCUCACGGACCCUUCACAUCUUACGAGCCUGAGUUGUUCCCUGGUCUCAUUUACCGUAUGGUUAAACCCAAGAUCGUAUUGCUUAUCUUCGUCUCGGGCAAGAUUGUUCUGACUGGUGCCAAGGUCCGCGAGGAGAUCUAUCAAGCCUUCGAGGCUAUAUACCCCGUGUUGACGGAGUUCCGCAAGCCCUAA
This is a messenger RNA of Linnemannia hyalina, 669 nucleotides long. The record is from the annotation of a GenBank genome assembly. Lineage: Eukaryota; Fungi; Mortierellomycota; Mortierellomycetes; Mortierellales; Mortierellaceae.